CCGGCGAGUUCGUGUGUGCGACGAGUGCUUCUCCGUCCAGGCAGAGUUGGCUUCCCUCGUGGCUUCGCUCCCCUCGCGCUGGAGGAGCAGGACGGAGGGAGAGGCAGCCGAGUGAUUUCCUUGAGCAUCAUUGGAGAGGGCCUUCGCUUAGGGGAAUUCUGCUCAACCGGACGAGAGGUGGGGGCAGAGUGAGGGAACUCAGGAAGGACUAUGUCGUGGGUUUCCAGAGGGUUUGACAUCGUCCCUUGGGGGUCGAGGGGAUUAUGGAAGAUUAUUGAAGAUUUGUGGUCGAAAUGUGACAUUCAUACAAGGAAC
Penaeus monodon (black tiger shrimp) is the source of this 315-nucleotide messenger RNA. Its product is annotated as RUN and FYVE domain-containing protein 2-like. NCBI's taxonomy places the organism in Eukaryota, Metazoa, Arthropoda, Malacostraca, Decapoda, Penaeidae. Gene Ontology annotation, cellular component: lysosome; autophagosome; late endosome. Gene Ontology annotation, molecular function: metal ion binding. Gene Ontology annotation, biological process: positive regulation of autophagosome maturation; plus-end-directed vesicle transport along microtubule. The record is from RefSeq and is a predicted model, not a curated record.